Heterobasidion irregulare TC 32-1 is the source of this 492-nucleotide messenger RNA. RefSeq lists its product as uncharacterized. The coding region runs from base 1 to 492 and encodes 163 amino acids. The record is from RefSeq and is a predicted model, not a curated record. Lineage: Eukaryota; Fungi; Basidiomycota; Agaricomycetes; Russulales; Bondarzewiaceae. The transcript has a single exon.
AUGAUCAGCACGCCACCUGAGUUGCAGACAUCGCCUUGGAGGCUAGCUGCUGAAGCCAAGCCCGUGCAACAAACGACGAAUACAUACAACAACGGGCGCAACGGGAACCAUCUCCCGAUAGCACAUCCGUUUGCUGAAGCUAUACAGGUGCCUGUUGCAGGACCUGAUACUUCGCUGCCAGAGGCUUUGCCUGCUCCAUUCGUGGAAGCUCAAGUAAGGGAAGACAACGAGAGCUUGAGAAGAAGAGGGGAGAAGGCUCGGACGAAGAGGGGUAAGCUUCACGGUGAGGGUCCGCAUAUCUGCACGAUGGAUGGAAAGGUCUUUCGUCACCGCGGAGAUCUGUUACGCCACCGGAAGACGAAACCCGGCCACGCAGAAUACCAGGGCCCUAUCAUCUGCGUCUGUCGGCAGGAGUUCAGUCGUCGGGAUGGUCUGUACACGCACUUGAAGUCGAAGAGAUGCCUCCGCGCUCUUCGAGAUGAGGAUGCAUGA